AUGUCGGGGAACAACAUCAAGGUCGUGUGUCGAUUCCGUCCGAUGAACCGGAUGGAGAACGAGGCCAAGAGCGAGAAAUGCGUCGAUAUCACAGACGAUAACCUCACGGUGCAGAUGAAGAGCGCCGGCUCACUCGCUGGACCGGAGAAGGACGAUGACCGCCUCGGUGCUAACCACCCAUUGCUAGGCUUCUCGUUUGACCGCGUGUUUGACACCGACACGCGCCAGGACGAGAUCUUCAACUUUGGCGUCAAGGGCAUUGUGGAAGAUGUCAUGACGGGCUUCAACGGCACGCUGUUCUGUUACGGUCAGACUGGUUCCGGUAAAACGUUUACCAUGAUGGGCGCGGACAUUGAGAACACGGAGCUCAAGGGUCUCAUCCCGCGUAUCACUGAACAGAUCUUUGCCUCGAUCCUCUCGGCCGACAACAACAUCGAGUACACCGUCAAGGUCAGCUACAUGGAGAUUUACAUGGAGAAGAUCAAGGACUUGCUUGCUCCGCACAACGACAACCUGUCGAUCCACGAGGACAAGGCCCGCGGCGUGUACGUCAAGGGCCUGACGGACGUCUAUGUCGGUUCCGAGGCCGAGGUGUUCCAGGUCAUGAAGGCCGGUGGUGCGUCGCGUGCCGUCUCGUCGACCAACAUGAACGCCGAGUCGUCGCGUUCGCACUCGAUCUUUGUCAUUGGUAUCCACCAGCGCAACACGGACACGGGAUCCCAAAAGUCGGGUCACCUCUACCUCGUCGAUCUGGCUGGUUCCGAAAAGGUCGGCAAGACGGGCGCCUCGGGCCAGACUCUGGAGGAGGCCAAAAAGAUCAACAAGAGUCUGUCGGCGCUCGGCAUGGUGAUCAACUCGCUCACGGAUGGAAAGUCGACCCACAUUCCCUACCGUGACUCCAAGCUCACGCGUAUUCUGCAAGAGUCGCUGGGUGGUAACUCGCGCACGACGCUGAUCAUCAACUGUUCGCCUGCCUCGUUCAACGAGCCCGAGACCAUUUCCACGCUGCGUUUCGGUAUGCGUGCCAAGUCGAUCAAGAACAAAGCCCGCGUCAACGUCGAAAUGUCCCCCGCAGAGCUCAAGGCCAUGCUCAAGAAGACGGUCGCCGAGCUGGCCAUGGUCCGCGAGCACGCCGCAAGCCUCGAGGAAGAGGUCAAGAUCUGGCGUGCGGGCGGCAAGGUCGAGCAGGCCAACUGGACUCCUGCUCUUGCUGCUGCCCUGGCCACGGGUCCCCCAGCCCGCAGCGGCAGCCGUCUGGCCGCCGCAAGCCCCACGCCGACAUCGCUCUCGGCCGUCAGCGACAGCAGGCCCGACACUCCCACGACGUUUGGCGUCGCGCUCGAAAAGGACGAAAAGGAAGAAUUCCUGCGUCGCGAGAACGAGCUUGCGGACCAGCUUGCCGAAAAGGAGAGCGCGCUCGCCACGCAGGAAAAGCUCAUGGCCGACCUCAAGGACGAGAUUGCCUACCUCAAGGAGCAAGAGGGCUCGUGGAUGAAGGAGAACAAGACCAUGUCGCACGAGCUGUCCGACCUCCGCAUCGCGUCUGCCCGCCUCGAGUCCGAGUCCAAGGACGCCUCGAUCACCAUUGACACGUACAAGGAGAAGGUGGUCGAGCUCCAGCGUGACAUUGACGAGCAAAAGGCCCAGAUCGGCGAGCUCAAAAAGGUCCAGACGCGCGAAAAGGAGGAGGAAAAGGAAAAGCGCAAGCAGGAGAUGCUCAACGAGAUGAUGGCCAAGAUCGACAUGGGCGGCACUACCCUCGACGCCGCCGGCGAAAAGCUCCGCCAGGUCCUCAAGGAGCUCGACAAUGUCAAGGACGCCGACCAGUCGGCGGCCCUCAGCUCGCAGACGCGCGAGCUCAUCCGCUCCCACAUUGCCGAGAACCAAGAGGCCGUGCGCGACCUCCAGGAGCGCCUCCGUAUCAGCCAAGACGAGGCCGAGCUCCAGGAGAAGCGCACCCAGGAGGUGGAGAAGCUCCUCACCAACCGCGACGCCGCCUACGAGGACCUCUUGGAAAAGACGGCCUCGAGCCAGUCGGUCGCUGUCACCGACAUCCGGUCCCAGUUUGCCUCCAAGUUUGCCGCUCAGGAGGAGCGUCUCCGCGGCGAGAUUUCGGUCCUCACCGAGCGUGCCGAGAGCCGCGCGGCCGAGAUCCGCAGGCUGCAGAGCACGAUUGAGACGUACAAGCUUUCCAACGAGGAGCUCAACCGCGCCCUGUCGACGGCCUCGGCCGGCAUUGCCGACGGCGAGUCGUUCGCCAACGCUACGCGCGAGCUGGAGCGUAACCGCAAGCAGUACGAGAGCCAGUACGCCGACUUUGAGGUCAUCAAGAAGAGCCUCAUGAAGGACCUGCAGAACCGCUGCGAAAAGGUUGUCGAGCUCGAGAUGCAGCUCGACGAGGUGCGCGAGCAGUACAAGGUCAUUGCGCGUUCCGCCAACUCGCGUGCGCAGCAGCGCAAGCUCGAGUUCCUCGAGCACAACCUCGACGCCCUCAAUGUGGUCCAGAAGCAGCUCGUGGAGCAGAACACGGCCCUCAAGAAGGAGGUCGGCAUCGCCGAGCGCAAGCUCAUUGCGCGCAACGAGCGUAUUCAGAACCUCGAGUCGCUACUCAACGAGGCCGACUCGCGCCUGGCCCAGAAGAACCAGCGGUACGAGCAGCAGAUCCAGGCCAUCCGCGAGCGUCUCGCCGAGGUGCAGGCCCAGCAGCAGACGUCGUACAACCACGCACGUAUCGCCAAGCCCCUGCGCGGCGGAGGCGGCGCCGGUGCCGGUGGUGCGGGUACUGCCCAGCCCCAGCCCGUGUUCUCGAGCGCCAACCCGCUCGCCCGCGUCCAGGACGAGAGCGUCGCGAGCGCCAAGCGUCAGUCGUGGUUCUUCUCCCCCUCGGCGUCGCCUCGCGGAUAA
This is a messenger RNA of Apiotrichum porosum, 2904 nucleotides long. RefSeq lists its product as uncharacterized. Gene Ontology annotation, molecular function: microtubule motor activity; microtubule binding; ATP binding. The transcript is spliced from 11 exons. Gene Ontology annotation, biological process: microtubule-based movement. The record is from RefSeq and is a predicted model, not a curated record. NCBI's taxonomy places the organism in Eukaryota, Fungi, Basidiomycota, Tremellomycetes, Trichosporonales, Trichosporonaceae. Bases 1 to 2904 code for a protein of 967 amino acids.